UUGGACAAAAUUCUAAGAUUACUGUAUAAUAUAACUGCUUUGGCUAACUGAGAAAUUCUUACGUUAUAUUAUCUGACUAAUAAAAAUUUGAUCAAGUCCUCGUUUGGUUUACCUACUUGCAAUGCUCUACCUAGAAAAUUAAUAUAAGCAAUGGACUCCCAAAAAGGAAAGUUCAGUGGAUUUGACCGAGUCUUAAGUGUUUGAGCUUAAGAUGUCUCAAUCUCUCGUCAUAUCAUUAUCCAUUCAGGUCAAGUCAAGAAAUGGGUAAUGGUCAUAUGUGGCGGCAAUCUGUAGAGUAUAUAUACCAUCCGCAAUCUUGCAAAUCUUUGUCCUAAGCAGUCUUCUUCGUCUGAUCGACUCCCCUUCAAUGGCUUCUUUAGUUCAGUUACUACUUAUCUGCUGCUGCUUCAUUUCCAUCUCCUCCUCUGUUGCAAAAACGUCAUCAAAACCCAAGGCACUCUUCCUCCCUGUUUCCAAAGAUGCCACUACUCUCCAAUAUGUAACCCAACUGAAUAUGGGAACCCCUCUUGCCCAGAAGGACUUUGUGGUCGACAUCGGAGGCCGCCACUUAUGGAUGGAUUGCGACGAUGGGUCAUACCACUCAUCAACUUACAAACAAAGUUUUUGUGGUUCAGCUUCAUGCUCUGUCGCCAAAGCCACUUGUGGUGGUGCUUGCUUACCUGGUCAUCAUAGACCAGGCUGCAACAACGAAACUUGUUAUGUCCUCUCUGAAAACACAGUCAGAGGUGGAUAUGAAGUUGGAGAUGUUUCCAGAGAUACAAUUGCCCUCCAAUCCACGGACGGUGUAAAGGCCGGCUCAUCUGUUUCUAUUUCUGAUUUUAUCUUCGCUUGUGCAAAUGCUUGGGAUCUUAAUAGUCUUGCUAGUGGCGCUAAGGGAAUGAUUGGACUAGGAAGGGAACGAAUUGCUCUGCCAACCCAACUUUCUUCUGCAUUUGGUGGAAGCUUCCGGCGUAAAUUCGCCAUAUGCUUGCCUUCCACUUCCAAAUCCAAUGGUGUCAUAUUCUUUGGUGAGUCUCCAUACGUAUUCUAUCCCGGUUACAAUACAUCAAAGGCCAUUGACGUCUCGUCAAGAUUCCAACACACACGACUCUACCUCAACACUAUAUUCACAGGAUCAUCCGUUGUUAUACGAGGACCCCCAUCGCCAGAGUAUUUCAUCAAGGUCACAUCUAUUAUGGUAAACAAAAAACCCAUUCCCAUAAACUCAACGUUGCUGGAGUUUAAAGAGACGGGCAAGGGUGGAGCGAAAUUAUCCACAGUGGAACCUUACACCAAGCUAGAAACCUCUAUAUACAAGGCUCUGGUUAAGGCGUUUGAUGAGGAGAUUGCAGUUUGGAAUGUGAGCAAGGUGGCGCCCACGGCCCCAUUUACAGAUUGCUAUACAAUGGGAAAUAUGGGAAUGACAGGUCUUGGAGUUAGUGUCCCCGACAUUGCUCUGGGGUUGGAGAACAAUAAAGAUUUGUACUGGGAAAUGUAUGGAGCUAAUUCAAUGGUGGAGUUGAGUAAAGAUGUAGUGUGCUUAGCGUUUUUGGAUGGAGGUGAUGAGCCAAUAAUAACAACACCAAUAGUGAUUGGGGCACACCAGUUGCAGGAUAAUCUCUUGCAGUUUGAUCUGGCUUCUAACAGACUGGCUUUUACUUCCACACUUCUGUGGGAAGAAGUCCAAUGCUCCAACUUCAAAUUCUAGUUUGUCACUGUCUAUUAAUUUGCAGUUUGAUUUUGUGUAUUAUCAGUAAGUUUGAUUGGCUUGCUUCCUCUCUGUUUGGCAUGCUUUCACUAUCUUUAUUUCUUUCACGAUUCAAAUAAAUUUACUUCAAAUGUAAGAGUUUUUGAUAUUCAAUAAAGAGAAAACUUCAAAUGUAA
Messenger RNA from Manihot esculenta (cassava), 1884 nucleotides. Its product is annotated as probable aspartic proteinase GIP2. NCBI's taxonomy places the organism in Eukaryota, Viridiplantae, Streptophyta, Magnoliopsida, Malpighiales, Euphorbiaceae. The record is from RefSeq and is a predicted model, not a curated record. Bases 368 to 1708 code for a protein of 446 amino acids. Gene Ontology annotation, biological process: proteolysis. Gene Ontology annotation, molecular function: aspartic-type endopeptidase activity. The transcript has a single exon.